GAUAUGAUAGACUAUUUGAAAUUCCAAAGGAAAAGCAAGAUAGGACAAGAUCAAUGGGCCCAAAAGAAACAAAAGACUCUUUCAAUUUUUCAACAACAUGAAUGCCAUAUUUGAACAAGAUAAUGCAAAUAUAAUCAGAGGUCCAAAACGCUUCUACUGUGUGCAUAUUGUAGGCUGACUCUGCAACUCUUCCCCUUCUUUUCCCCUUCUUUUCCCCUGCAUAUUUUUCCAACAGCACGCAAUGAUUUCUCUUAAAGCAAUCCGAACCUCCUUCACUCCCAUCUAUGGUCCUUUCCCUGGAAGAGAAUCCUUCAAGAAGAGGAGAAUUGUACUCUCCCUCUGCAAGUCCAAUACUUCAGAUAAUUCAAGUCAAGAAACUCCACCGCCCGAAGGAGAUAGUCGCAAGCAGGAACUUCUUGUCAGGAUUGCAAUGCUUCAAGCCCAAAAAGUUCGUCUUACUGAUUACUUGGAUGAAAGAUCAGCAUAUCUAACCCAGUUCGCGGAGGAAGCCAAUGCUGAAAUAGACCAGAUUGGAGAAAAUGCCCUUAAAGAAUUGGAUGAAGCUGGUACCAGGAUAAUGGAAAAUAUAGAGAGUCAAAUGCAAGCUUUCGAGGAAUCUAUGGAGUUGAACAAAUCGGAGAUUGAAGAGAGUGAGAAAAGGGUAGCGGAUUUUGAAGGCCAAAUUGAGAAAGACAGGAAUGAAGGGCUGUUCUUCAAGAACCUGAGGCAAAAAACACCAGUUGACAAGGCAACAGCCAGGGAAGAGACAGAAAAAAUCAGAAAGCUGACUAAGAAAAGUGCUGCUUCAGUAAUCAGAAGGAACAUUUACCUUGUACUGGUUGCGUUGGUACUUCUAGGAAUUGCUGAUGCCUCAAUCUCUUCGACAUUUGACUGGAGGAAGGUUGCAAUUUUCGGGGUUAUUCUGGUUGGUUUGCUCUCUCAACUCGUCUAUGAACAGAGUAUGUUAUCAGAAACAGACAAAAAAGAACAAGAGAAAAGCAACCAAUAGAGAGAGAAGGGAAUUUUUCCUCGUCUUAUUUUACCAUAGAAUAUAUGCACACCAGAUGAAUUAAAACCCCAAACAUGACAUUGCAUUUGGGGCUAAGUAGCAAGCUACUUUGUUUUGCAUCAGCUUGCACCCUUGUUUAUACCAGUAUGACCACCAAAACUCAUUCUGCCAGUGAUCCUUUAUGACAAAAUUUUUGCCCUUAGAUUUU
Molecule: messenger RNA, 1217 nt
Organism: Sesamum indicum (sesame)
Lineage: Eukaryota; Viridiplantae; Streptophyta; Magnoliopsida; Lamiales; Pedaliaceae
Product: 8-amino-7-oxononanoate synthase
Cellular component (GO): chloroplast
Source: RefSeq, a predicted model, not a curated record